Molecule: messenger RNA, 1965 nt
Organism: Mollisia scopiformis
Lineage: Eukaryota; Fungi; Ascomycota; Leotiomycetes; Helotiales; Mollisiaceae
Product: Peroxin-3
Exons: 3
Coding region: 260-1840 (526 amino acids)
Biological process (GO): protein import into peroxisome membrane
Cellular component (GO): peroxisomal membrane
Molecular function (GO): protein-macromolecule adaptor activity
Source: RefSeq, a predicted model, not a curated record
UGCGUCGAUGGAGGGGUAGAUUUCAUGCAUGUGUUUUCAAAGGUGUCUUAUCGGUGGUCCACUUUCGCCACCAUUCAUUGUCCUUGUUCGUUUGGUCGGCUUUCCCCAGCCACAUCAUCGGCCGAGGUCUUCUAGGGGCUGAGCAUUGGCAGAGCCUCGUACAACUUUCCUCAACACUGCUUCCCUGAAUCGUGUUAUUCGCGAUCCUUUGGCAUUCUUACAUGCGGCAUGUUGUUGGGGAUCUAUUAAUACGGUAGCCAUGAUUGCCUCCACGAGGAGAUUCCUGAAGAGGAACAGGACUCCUAUUGCCAUUGGGUUUGGAGUGGUAGGUGCUGGCUAUGUUGCUACGCAAUAUGUGUUGGGCAAGAUCUCGAGCGCACGGGAGGGCAUGAGCAGAGAUCGCAUUGCUCGAGAAAAUCUUCGACGGCGAUUCGAGCAAAACCAAGAAGAUUGCACUUUCACAGUCCUGGCCCUACUCCCAACAGCUACGGAUAAUAUUAUGGCGGAGCUGGAAACUGAGAGGAUAACUUUCGAAUUACAGCAGCAGAAAGCGGCAAAGUUGGCAAGAAAUGGAGAAGCUCACCUUUCAGAAAUCGGUUCUGCACCACCCAGCGUGACGGAUGAUGAUGGGAGGAGCAUGGCUAGCCUGCAAAGUGAGAGCGGAAUCCAUGCAAGUCAGAUGGGUCUUCCUUCAGCAUCUGCAGCUGGGGAAGGUCUUCAAGAUGGUGGACAGCAAGUUUCAAAAGCCAAGAAGACCAAGCUUCAGUUAUGGAACGAGUUAAAGAUCAGCUCUAUUACUCGGUCUUUUACGCUGAUAUACACCCUGGCUCUUCUCACGCUCCUGACUCGAAUACAAUUGAACCUGUUAGGACGGCGAAGCUAUCUUUCAAGCGUUGUGUCACUAGCCACUGGAGGAAUGGAGCAAUCGACGAUCAGCUUAGAGAAUAAUGACGACGACAACCCUGACCAAGCAUAUGGGAACGAUUUCGAGACCAACAGGAAGUACCUUACUUUUAGCUGGUGGCUUCUACAUCGAGGGUGGAAAGAGGUCAUGCUGAAGGUCGAAGCUGCCGUGAAGGAAGUCUUUGGCAGUUUGAGUAUAAGAGACGAUAUCUCAAUGCAACGAUUCUCAGAACUUACUCUCGAAGUCCGGAAGAAAGUCGAGGGUGCUACAGAAGAGGAGAGAAAAGAGGGGAAGUGGUUGCAGUAUUUGCUACCACCGAGAGAGCAAGAGGCUUUCGUGCUUAAAGAGUCGGGAAUGGAAGCAGAAGUAACGCCUACAAGCUUAGUGUCUAUAUCUUCCUCGAGCAUUACUCCUUUGAGACGCUUACUGGACGAAACCUCGGAUCUGAUCGAUUCACCACCAUUUUCUCACGUCUUGACGCUAUUACUGGAUGCUGGGUAUUCAACACUGGUCGACCAGAAGAUUGCUCAACAAGCAUACAAGGUUCCACCAACGUCCGAUAUCCCAGAUCUCAACGCUCCUCGGGUGACAGAAAUCGUGGAUGUCAAGCCUGUAAAAUUACCGAUAGUUCUGGCCAUCUUGACGAGACAAGCUCAUUCCAUUGGCAAUGGCGUUCCGAAUGAGUAUCUCCAAGCGAUGGAACAAGUACGUGAUCUGGAGGCAUUUGCUGCAGUCGUGUAUUCUAGCAAUUGGGAGAGCGAGAUUAGUCCUAUGGCAGAUGAAGGAAGUACAGUCCUAGUACCGAAAGACGAAACGGCCGAAGUUGUCCCAGCGGAAGCAGGACAAGAUAGUGUAAUAGAUGUUGGGACUACGACCACAUUUGAAAGUGCUUGGGGGAAAGCGGUGGAGACGGCAGAGAAGGGGAAGGUAGCUUAAGGAUAUAUAUGAGCCAGGAGUUCUGGUCUGGGCAGUGGUAUGGGUGGAAAGGAUGGAUAUCUGCUCAGGGGUUCAUGAUGAGACAUGUAAGAUACCAAGUAAUGCCACAAGUGAUUAUUGAACGU